CGUCAUCUUCACCUUCGAUCCGCAGAAGCAUUUCUUUCCUCGCCUUCUUCUUCUUCUUCACAGCACAGUGCCUUUCUUUCUUUCUUUCUUCUCCACCGCCCUAGUAUUAUAUUUAGUACAGCCCUAUCGCUGCUGCUGCUACAGUAGUGACCAGUACUAGUACUACUAGUAUACUGCUCUCUCUUGCUAGCUUUGCCUCCUCUUCUUCUUCCUCCUCGCCUUCUCCCUGGCCUUGCAGUUGCAGCAACCACCAUAUCUCUGCCAGCCUAGUACUAUCUCACUCUUCUCUUCUCUCUCUUUCUGCUUAGCUAGCUCGAGGGUUAGCUAAGCUUAGCUUCUCCUCUCUUUUUCUUUCCUCUUUUCCUCACUGGCUUCUUUCCAGUUAGUACUACUACUGGUAGCUGGUAAAGCUUAUUAGGUCGUCGUUGUGGAUGGAUAUGGAUGCCAUGGCUCCGUCUCUCUCAUAGUCCACACUACGAGCUAGUUAGCCACUCAGCAAGAGAGAGGAGACCGAUCGAGCUCUCCAUCUCCUUCAAGCUCAUGCAUGCACUAGUGUUGCUGCUGCUGCUCGUCGCAUCGCAAUCUCAUCAUCAUCCCCACCUCAACACCUCAAUUCCACCACUGUCACGCCGGGUCUAAGCUAGCAAUCGAUCGAUCGAUCGACAGCGAAAGAUUAGUCCGUCUUUUUCUUUUUGUUAAUUUGUUGGCAUGCAGCAGCCGGGGAUGCCGCCAUUCUCGGCAGCCGGCGGCGAGGGGGCGCCGUCGCCGAUCAGCAGCCGGCCGCCGCCGCCGGAGCAGGCGGCGGCGGCGGCGGCGGAGGAGCAGCUCAACGGGAGCUCACUGGAGCACGACGGGGUGCUGGGCGGCGAGGAGGGCGACCGGGGCGGGUCGUCGGCGGGCAACCGGUGGCCGCGGCAGGAGACGCUGGCGCUGCUCAAGAUCCGGUCGGAGAUGGACGCCGCCUUCCGGGAAGCCGCCCUCAAGGGCCCCCUCUGGGAGGAAGUCUCCAGGAAGCUCGCGGAGAUGGGGUACAAGAGGAGCGCCAAGAAGUGCCGCGAGAAGUUCGAGAACGUCGACAAGUACUACAAGCGCACCAAGGACGGCCGCGCCGGCCGCGGCGACGGCAAGACCUACCGCUUCUUCACCGAGCUCGAGGCCCUCCACGGCGCCGCCGCCGCCACCGCGCGCCCGCCGCCGGUGUCCCUCGCGCCGGCGCCCGUGGCCGUGGCGCCGCCGGCCACCCCUGCGGGUCUCUCGGCGUUGCGCGUCCACGCCUCGCCGCCGCCGCCGCCUGUCAAGCAGCACGCCGCUCCGCCGCCGCCUGUCAUGGAUGUGGCGGCGUGCGUGAUGACGAUGGACGACGUGAGCUUCUCGUCGGGGUCGGACACGGAGGAGACGGCGGAGGAGGGCGGGAAGCGGAAGCGGAGGGGCGGCGGAGGCAUCGGCGGCGGCGGCGGCGGCGGGAAGGCGAUGAGGAUGUUCGAGGGGCUGAUGCGGCAGGUGAUGGAGCGGCAGGAGGCGAUGCAGCAGAGGCUUCUGGAGGCGAUCGAGCGGCGCGACCAGGAGAGGAUGAUCCGCGAGGAGGCGUGGCGGCGGCAGGAGGUGGCGCGCCUCGCCCGCGAGCAGGACGCCCUCGCCCAGGAGCGCGCCAUUGCCGCCUCCCGCGACGCCGCCGUCAUCUCCUUCAUACAGAGGGUCACCGGCCAGUCCAUCGCCGCCGUGCCACCGCCGCCGCUGCAGCCCACGCCGGUGGCUUCCGCUGCACCACCACCACCACCGCAGCAUCAUCAUCAGCAAACACCACCACCGAUUCAGGUUCAGCCGCACCACAUAAUGCCGAUGACGCCGCAGCCCCAGCUGCAACCACCGCAGCCGCAGAGCAAGGAGGCCAACACCGUCGUCCGGGCGGCGCCGCCGCCGCAAGAGCAGCACGACACGGCGGCGUCCGGCGGCGGCGGCGGCGCGUCGUCGUCGAGGUGGCCGAAGGCGGAGGUGCACGCGCUGAUCCAGCUGCGCACAGAGCUGGAGACGAGGUACCAGGACUCGGGGCCCAAGGGGCCUCUCUGGGAGGACAUCUCGGCGGGGAUGCGGCGGCUGGGGUACAGCCGGAGCUCCAAGAGAUGCAAGGAGAAGUGGGAGAACAUCAACAAGUACUUCAAGAAGGUGAAGGAGAGCAACAAGAAGCGCCCCGAGGACUCCAAGACAUGCCCCUACUACCACCAGCUCGACGCGCUCUACCGCACCAAGGCGGCCAACGCCGCCGCCGCCGCCUCAGCCUCGCCGGCUCCGGCGACCACCACCGUGCUUGCCCCGGUGCCGCUCUCCCAGACGCCGCCGCACGUCGACCACGGCGGCAGCAACGGCAAUGGGAAUGGGUGGGCGAGUGCCAACAACGGCGGCGGCGGCAGCAGCUCCGGGGGCAUGCAAACGAAGGCUAGCAACAAUGGCACGGCGACGGCCGGCGGGCUGCCCGUCGUUUCGGUCGCCGGCGGCAACGGCAACGGCAACGGCGUGGCGGCGACGACGGAUAACAAGGGAUCGAAGCAGGUGCCCGUCGCGAAGGAGACGGCGGGGCAGAGGCAGCCACAGCCGUUGGCCAUGAACCACAACUACGGCAACGACAGAAUGGCCGACGACAUGGACAGCGACAGCAUGGACGACGACGACGACGACGACGAAUUUGACGACGACGAAAACGACGACGACAUCGGCGGUGGCAAGAUGCAGGUGCAGUACGAGACGUCGUCCCAUUUCCAACGGCCGCAGCUGCAGAACCAGAACGUCGUCGUCGGCCGGCCAAACGCGAGCGGCGGCGGCGGCGGUGGCGCUCCGACGACACCGGCGGGCCCUCCGCCGCCUGCGGCAACAAGUGGGACGUCAUUCUUGGCCUGCGUCCAGUGACGACGACGACGACGACACGACGACAUAUAUACACCAAGAGAAAUAUGCUCAGGUGGUGGCGAUCUCGAUCUCGAUCUACUAUCUCCUGUACCAUAUGGACCUAGCUAGCUAGCCAUCCACUUGCAUUCUUUAACUCCUACAACUACACUAUAUCGAUCCCUAGUUAGCAUAAGCUCGUUAAAACCUGAAGGCCAAAAUUUACUGUUCCUUGCCUAGAUUCCAAGUUCCAACAACCUGAUCUUUUCCGUAUAUUUCUUCUCCUUUCCUGCACAUAACAUUAUUUAUCGUCGUAUACACCUUGUACAUGUCACACACUCACCAUGUCCAUACAAACAUAAAUGGUAUUGGGGGACCUCCUGGAGGGAGAGAUCUAGCUAGAGAGAAGAUAAAAAGGAGGUGAGAUAUCUUUGUACAUGUGAAGGGUUUUGCGUACGUAGGUACAUGUCUGUUUUUCUCUUUAGUGCUGUAUUAACAGUCCAGUGCUCAAGUACUACAAGCUACGGCAACCGAGAGAAAGGCAUGCAUGAUCAUGCUUCUUUUUUUUGGGUAUACUUUCGGAUGUUCUUUUUUUUUUCUUUUUAGAAAUUUUACUGUCUGUUAUGUGUUAUGCAAGUUUUCUUUGUCAUACUGUUGGUGAAUUGUACACUUGGUAAUUGUAAAAUCAUUGAGGUUAAUAUAUAUGCGGGCAUAUUACAUCCUUA
This is a messenger RNA of Oryza sativa Japonica Group (Japanese rice), 3602 nucleotides long. Its product is annotated as trihelix transcription factor GTL1. Lineage: Eukaryota; Viridiplantae; Streptophyta; Magnoliopsida; Poales; Poaceae. The record is from RefSeq and is a predicted model, not a curated record.